CUGCCAUCUAGAAUCUAGAACCCCACACUACGACCCAACAACAGACGCCCCGUUCCGAUACCAAGGCUGAUUGCCGAGACUCUUUUUUCACGACAGAGACUUCUGCGUUAGGUGCCGAGGAGAACAUGUGGUUGGGAUGCUGUGUAACAAGCCACAUGUGGGCUUCAUUGGAGGGCGCAGGGUCUGGUAGCUCAAAAGGAGGAGAUGAGUAAGCGUCUACCACACCACCCAGGUGAGGGGCUAUUUAUCUGUUGAUGGGAAAUGUGUUCGGGGCAUUGAGGCCCGGAAUCGGAUAGAUUUCCUGAGGGGGAGGGAGUUUGGUACGGGGAGAGGGAGGUCUGAUAGGUCGAGCCGCGUGGGAAGGCAUGUGGUUGAAGGGGUUCAGUCAUAUCAGAUUUUCUGUGUGGAUGGAGGAGAAGGGGUGAGCUGUGAGAUACUACCCAUUAGUUUUGUGGCGGACCAACAGACGGGACUAUCGCUUUGUGCAUGAUGGCUUUUGGUUAAUGUUGGUAGUAGCUACUACGUGUGACUCCAACCUCCAUGUCAGAUAUUAACUAGCCACCCGUGCAUGGACAUAAAUUGGUCUUUUCAUCCAUCCCCUCUCUUAACCGCCCCUCUUGUUUGCUUCCCACUUCCUUUCUUCACAUCCCCUCCGCAGCAAAAGACGCCCCACCCGGUGACCAUCAUGAACCACCUCCUAUCCCUCUCCCUCCUGGGAGUAGCAGCCCUCUCCAACCCCCUCCCCCAACCCGGACCAAACCCCAACGACCCCAACGACCCCUUUCCCCCCCUACCCCCCGACCUCACCUUCGACGACAUCGCCGAGUUCCCCACCUUCAACGGCACAGGCGCAACAAUGCUCCGCUUCGGCUGCCACCAGCUCGUAAUCGACCGCAUCGACCCCCUCGUCAACCCCCGCGCCGUCCCCUCCCCCCACCAGCACCAAAUCGUCGGCGGCGACGCAUUCGACGCGUACAUGCCCCUCAAGGACAUCGCCAAACGCUCCUCCUGCACCGGCUGCUCGUACAGCGACGACUUUAGCAACUACUGGACUUCCAACUUGUACUUCAGAGCACGGAAUGGUAGUUACAAACGAGUCAAACAGAUUCCGAAUAACCUGCAGUUUAACGAUACCUUUACCACGCAGACGGAGGGGGGGUUGACGGCGUAUUAUGUCAGUCCUGGGCAGGGGGAGCAGGGGGUGAAGGCUUUCAAGCCGGGGUUUAGGAUGUUUUUUGGGGAUGCGGCGUUGAGGGCGAGGCCGACGACGGGGUUCAAUUUGAGCAGGCAGACUUGUUUCAGGUGUUAUACUGGGCCGGGGUUUGAGGGGGAUAAUCUGCCUCCGUGUCAGGAUCCGGCGGUGGAUAGUUGGGGGUUGCCGCAGAGGAAGUGUUUUGGGAUUAGGAGCAAUAUCCUGUUUCCGACCUGCUGGGACGGCGUCACACUUGACACCCCCGACCACAAAUCCCACGUCGCCUACCCCCUCGAGGGACCCCAACCAUUCAGCGCCUUCCGCACCGCCGAAGCAUGUCCUCCUUCUCACCCGGUCAAGAUUCCUCAGGUCAUGUUGGAGAUCGUCUGGGACACCACCCCCUUCAACGACCCUGAGCUCUGGCCUGUCGACGGCUCUCAGCCGUUUGUCUUGUCGACUGGUGACCGCUCGGGCUACAGCCAGCAUGCGGAUUACGUCUUUGGGUGGAAGGGACAGGAGCUGCAAAAGGCGAUGAAUGCCGGCUGUGCGGCAGCGAAUUGUCCCGGGAUCAAGGUGCAGAGUUUGAAGAAGGCCAACAAGUGCAAGGUGAAGCCGUUGGUGAAGGAGAAGUCCGAGGGGUGGUUGAGUGCGUUGCCUGGUGGGAUUCAGGCUCAGUGAGAUGUAGUGGCCAUCCAAGUUUAUGUGACCGGGGAGAAGAAAGCUCACCCAUAGUUUCAAGACUUUGCAUCACCCA
Molecule: messenger RNA, 1946 nt
Organism: Podospora pseudopauciseta
Lineage: Eukaryota; Fungi; Ascomycota; Sordariomycetes; Sordariales; Podosporaceae
Exons: 4
Coding region: 569-1870 (433 amino acids)
Source: RefSeq, a predicted model, not a curated record